AUGCGUAAUGCUUCCAUGAAUCAAUUUGAAGGUGUUGUGAAUAUACGAGAACCAUGUGCGGUUGGACAAUACUCUUCUGUAAAUGAAGGUUCAGUGGGUUCGCAUGAGGUUCGUACAAAUAUCCGCUUGGAUAAAUAUGAAGAUUGUAUGGAAUCAUGUGAAGAUUCACCUUCUGCUUCUGCAUUUCUAUCAUUAUCAUCUCGAAUGAGCUGUGAUGGAAAUAAUUGUGGCUCUGUUAAUAAUGUUGACGAUAGUGCUCGUGACGAUAAUUAUAACGAUUCGAGAUCAUUAUUUUGUGAUUCGAUUAAAGAAUCGGACAUUUGGUUACGUGCUUGUGAUAGACACUCGUUGUUGGUAGGUUAUGAAACCACUGCUUCUGCGACUUCAACUACUACUGGUUUAGGUCCUCCAUUGAUUACGAAUAAUAAGAUUCUGCUAUCCUGCAAAUGUAGUGAUCUUCAAAGGUCGGAAAGAGAUAGCAUAAAAAUUAGCUGUGAGGCUGAAAAUAAUUGCAGUACCAGAAGAAAACAUCGUCGGAAACCUGAUGGUUCAUUUUAA
Messenger RNA from Thelazia callipaeda (thelaziosis nematode), 558 nucleotides. Lineage: Eukaryota; Metazoa; Nematoda; Chromadorea; Rhabditida; Thelaziidae. The record is from the annotation of a GenBank genome assembly.